AUCAGUCAGUCAGUCAGACCGCAGUCCAAAACACUCAAAGACAGAAUCACAAGUUCUUCAGAACGCCAGCCAUGGCGUCCGCCGCCCACCUCUUCUUCCUCGCCUCCGUCAUCCUCCAUCUCCACGCCGCCUCCGCCGCGACGCCAUCGUCCGAGCUCGCCGCGCUGCUGAAAUUCAAGGCGUCCCUCACGGUCCCUUCCACCUCCGCUUCCUUCUUCGCCUCCUGGGACCCCGCCGCGACAUCCCCCUGCAACUUCACCGGCGUCACCUGCUCCUCCGGCGCCGUCACCGCCAUCUCCGUCGCGGACCUCAACGUCUCCUCCUCCGCCGCCGUCCCCUUCGCGUCCCUCUGCGCCGCCCUCGGUUCCCUCACAACCCUCUCCCUCCCCUCCAACUCCCUCUCCGGCUCCAUCGCCGGCGUCACGGCCUGCGCCAAGCUCACCGAGCUCACCCUGGCCUUCAACGUCUUCUCCGGCGCCGUCCCGGACCUCUCGCCGCUCACAAGCCUCCGCGUCCUCAACCUCUCCCAGAACGCCUUCUCCGGCGCCUUCCCCUGGCGUUCCCUCUCGUCCAUGCCCGGCCUCGUCGUCCUCGCGGCCGGCGACAACCUCUUCCUCGACGAGACCCCAACCUUCCCGGAGCAGAUCACGAAGCUCGCCAGCCUCACCGCACUCUACCUCUCCGCCGCCAACAUCGCCGGCGAGAUCCCGCCCUCCAUCGGCAACCUCGUCAACCUCACCGACCUCGAGCUCGCCGACAACCACCUGACAGGCCCAAUCCCGGCGUCCAUGGCGAAGCUCGUGAACCUCAAGUCGCUCGAGCUCUACAACAACAACCUCACGGGACCCUUCCCGCCUGGGUUCGGGAAGAUGACCAAGCUCCAGUACCUCGACGCGUCGGCCAACAAGCUCACCGGGGGGCUGUCGGAGAUACGAACUCUCACGAAGCUCGUGUCGCUGCAGCUCUUCUUCAACGGCUUCUCCGAUGAAGUGCCCGCGGAGCUCGGCGAGGAGUUCAAGGACCUGGUCAACCUCUCGCUCUACAACAACAACCUCUCCGGCGAGCUGCCAAGGAACCUCGGGCGGUGGUCGGAGUUCGACUUCAUCGACGUCUCCACCAACCAGCUCUCGGGGCCCAUCCCGCCGGACAUGUGCCGCCGCGGCACCAUGAAGAAGCUGCUCAUGCUCGAGAACAGAUUCUCCGGGGAGAUUCCGUUGAGCUAUGGCGGGUGCAGGACGCUGACGAGGUUCAGGGUGAGCAGCAACGAGCUUUCCGGGGAAGUUCCGGCGGGGAUUUGGGCGCUGCCGGAGGUCGAGAUCGUCGAUCUCGCAGAGAACGAGUUCACCGGCGGGAUUGGGGAUCGGAUUGGGGAAGCGAGUUCGCUGACGAAUUUGAUCCUCGCUAAGAACAAGUUCUCCGGGGAGAUUCCGUGGAGCAUCGGCGACGCCAUGAAUCUGCAGAAGCUCGAUUUGUCCGGGAACGGAUUUUCAGGGGAGAUUCCGGGGAGCAUCGGGAAGAUGAAGAAUCUCGACAGCGUCAAUGUCGAGGGGAAUGAGAUUUCUGGGGCGAUUCCGGGGAGUAUUGGGGGCUGUUUCUCGCUGACGGCGGUGAAUUUCGCCGGGAAUAGAAUCGCGGGGGAGAUUCCGCCGGAGCUGGGGGAGAUGACGAGGCUGAAUUCGCUGGACUUGUCGAGGAAUGAGAUGACAGGGGAGAUACCGGCGAGCUUGGCGGAGCUCAAGCUGAGCUACCUGAACCUGUCGGAGAACCGGCUUCAAGGCCCCGUGCCCGCGGCGCUCGCCAUUGCCGCCUAUGGGGAGAGCUUCGUAGGGAACCCCGGCCUCUGCUCCGCCGGGAACGGCAACGGAUUCCUCCGCCGCUGCUCGCCGCGGGCUGGCGGGAGGCGGGAGGCGAGCGCCGCCGUGGUCCGGACGCUCAUCACGUGCCUCCUCGGCGGCAUGGCCGUGCUGCUCGCCGUGCUCGGGGUGGCGAUCUUCGUGAGGAAGCGGCGCGAAGCAGAGGCGGCGGCGGCCAUGGCGGCAUCGGCGUCGGGGACGAAGCUGUUCGGGAAGAAGGGGUCGUGGAGCGUGAAGUCCUUCUCGAGGAUGCGGCUGACGGCGUUCGACGAGCGCGAGAUCGUGGCCGGAGUCCGGGACGAGAACCUCAUCGGCCGCGGAGGCUCCGGGAACGUGUACCGCGUGAAGCUCGGCACCGGCGCCGUCGUCGCCGUGAAGCACAUCACGCGGACCACCAUGGCCGGCACCACGAGCGCCGCCGCCGCGCCCAUGCUCCGGCCAUCGCCGUCGGCGUCGGCGAGGAGGUGCCGGGAGUUCGAGGCGGAGGUGGGCACGCUGAGCUCGGUGCGGCAUGUCAACGUGGUGAAGCUGCUGUGCAGCGUGACGAGCUCGGAGGACGGUGGCAAUGGCGGCGACGGGGCGAGGCUGCUGGUGUACGAGCACCUCCCGAACGGCAGCCUGCAGGAGCGUCUCCCGGAGCUCCGGUGGCCGGAGCGGUACGAGGUCGCCGUGGGGGCCGCCAGGGGGCUGGAGUACCUCCACCACGGCAACGGCGACCGCCCGAUCCUCCACCGCGACGUCAAGUCCAGCAACAUCCUCCUCGACGCCGACUUCAAGCCCCGCAUCGCCGACUUCGGCCUCGCCAAGAUCCUCCACGACAGCGCCGCCGCCGCCACGGCACCGGAGGCGUACUCGUCCGGGUCCGGCGUGGUGGCGGGGACCGUGGGGUACAUGGCGCCGGAGUACGGGUACACGCGCAAGGUGACGGAGAAGAGCGACGUGUACAGCUUCGGCGUCGUGCUGCUGGAGCUCGUCACGGGGCAGGCGGCGAUCGUGGGCGGCUGCGAGGAGGACAUCGUGGAGUGGGUGUCGCGGCGGCUGCGGGAGAAGGCGGUCGUGGUGGACGGGAAGGCGGUGACGGAGGAUUGGGAGAAGGAGGAGGCGGCGAGGGUGCUGCGGGUGGCCGGGAUGUGCACGAGCCGGACGCCGGCGAUGAGGCCGUCGAUGCGCAACGUGGUGCAGAUGCUGGAGGACGCUGCCAUUGGCCGGGAGUACUACUACUCCGCCGGUAGCGCCACCUCCGACGAGAAGAUGACCGCCGCCGUGGAGGUCAAAGUCGUCCGCUGACGGUUGACCGUCCCUAGCUAGCUAGCUAUCCACCAUCCGAUCCAGGAACGAACGGCUGAGAUCUAGCCCAAGUGUAGAGAAUGCAGCAGUGAGAUCGCCGGGGCAGAAUAAUUACCCCAAGAGAAGCAGAAGAGUACAGUAAUUAGUACUAGCAUCUAUCAUUUGUGUGUAGUAACAAGUCUACUGUAAACACGGGCAGUAAACAGAGUAAGAAGAGCGAGGCAUUUUUUUGCUAAUGAUUGGCAGGUGGUCAAAUUAAGCGGUGAAAAAUUCUGGCCAGAGCCAAACAUUCUCUUGGAGUAUGUGCAAAGAAACCUGCAGGGAAAAUAAGAUAGUCCUAUAUUUAAGACUGUUGAGACGAGACAAGAUGCUCGCCACCAGAUUUCGGCCAAGAAUUCAGUUCAGAAUUGGUUUCGUGAGUUCGAAGUUGGUUGGGCGACAGCGACGGAAGGAAGGACGGCAGGUUCCGGGAAUCGGCGCAGAUAUGAUCAAGCGCCCACGUUUUCAGACAAGCUCUCUGACUUUCUUGCACGGUUGGAUGGAUAGAUACACUAGUGCUGAUGUGAUGCCGGUGCCUUGUGACCUGGCGAAUUUGUCUUCUACUGAAGUUCUUUUGCCACGUAAUGUGAUGCACUCAACUUUUGUUUAGAGGCGAACUGCACAGCUGUAUUGAUCCUAAGUUCAACAAAAAAACAGAUCAUGUUUU
Molecule: messenger RNA, 3846 nt
Organism: Brachypodium distachyon (stiff brome)
Lineage: Eukaryota; Viridiplantae; Streptophyta; Magnoliopsida; Poales; Poaceae
Product: receptor-like protein kinase HAIKU2
Exons: 1
Coding region: 72-3140 (1022 amino acids)
Biological process (GO): protein phosphorylation
Molecular function (GO): ATP binding; receptor serine/threonine kinase binding; protein kinase activity
Source: RefSeq, a predicted model, not a curated record